Molecule: messenger RNA, 2550 nt
Organism: Rattus rattus (black rat)
Lineage: Eukaryota; Metazoa; Chordata; Mammalia; Rodentia; Muridae
Gene: Ckap2
Product: cytoskeleton associated protein 2
Exons: 9
Coding region: 16-2034 (672 amino acids)
Biological process (GO): negative regulation of microtubule depolymerization
Cellular component (GO): microtubule cytoskeleton
Source: RefSeq, a predicted model, not a curated record
CGCGCGCAUUAGGACAUGGCAGAGUCCAGGAAACGCUCCCUUGGCCGGCCUGCGAGGACUACCUUGCCGGUUCCUCGGGACCUGCAGCUGCCCCCGACCAAGAGAGACCAGCCGGCCUUCAGAGAACAAAGAAAAGAAAAACUCAAGGAAUAUCUGUUAAUACGAAAAACAACGUUUCCAUACAAACAAGAGAAUCAGAUAUCCAGAGAUCAGAAAAUGGUGACAUCUGAGGAUCAGGUCCAAGAAGGGAAAAAAGUUGUGAAACUCAAAACAGAAGUGGCUGAUAAAGAAAAUAUUGGAAGUAUAGGUGAAAAAAACUGCGUUCCAUUAAAGGCUGAAGAAGUAUCAGGCUCAGAAACGCACCACCCGAAGGGCGACGUGCAAGCCGUGCAGCUGUUAGCCACCGGAGCGGAUUUCCCAGGUCAGCCCGUGACGUUAGACCAGGCAUGUCACCAUAAAGACAGUGCAGGAACGCAAGUGACGGCAGAGAAGCCGAAGCAAGACACUAACAUGUCUAAAAAACGAGUGCUUGGCUAUUAUCACGGCCAGAUUGUUCAGUCUAAGAUCAAUUCAUUCAGAAAGCUUCCCAGUGUCAAAGACGAGAGUCUCGCAGCAACCAAGAAACUCCCCACUACUGUGUCUAAAGCCGCGAAGGCUCACUGUGGGCCUGGGAAGGCCGUCAGUGUCAGAGCCUCAAACACAGCUGCUGCCACCAGGUCUGCAGACACUAACUCUGUGAGUGCCUUGUCCAAGAACACACUUGUGCGACCGCCUAUCCGAAGUCUCCAUAGUAGAACCCACGGCGGGACCCUCAGCGCUGCGAAGCAAGGCCUCAGUGGGACCCUUGACAGUGUUACAGUCAGAAAAGAGUCGCUUGAAAAGGAGUCACAUCGACCAGAACCGGUCCUGUCUGUUGUCAAAACCAGUUCUUCUCAGGACACAAAAAGAGGCAAGGCGCCACCAAGAAGCAUAGCAUGUAAAGAUGUAACCAGGACUAACUCAUCUAAUGCCAGGCUGACAGGAAAGUCCAGAGAUCCUGACCAGCGCAGAUACACCAUCGCAGGAGCGGCUGUCCUUAGAUCAGCUCGGCCCAAAGACACCACAGCAGACAGGAAAGCUCAGAUGACCGACUGGAGAACUGGCAAAGGGAAGGGGCUAAAAAGGCCUCCUCAUUCAGAGGUCACCCAGGCUGAGCCCAAGAGACAAAACGAAAACGCAGUUGGGUCCUUUUGGACCACCAUGGCAGAAGAAGACGAGCAGAGAUUAUUCACUGAAAAAGUAAACAAAACGAUUUCUGAGUGCCUGAACCUCAUUAAUAAGGGAUGCCCAAAAGAAGAAAUUUUAGCUACACUGAAUGACCUGAUUCAUAAUAUUCCAGAUGCCAAGAAACUUGUUAAAUAUUGGAUAUGUCUUGUACGUAUUGAGCCAAUCACAAGUCCUAUUGAAAAUAUUAUUUCAAUCUACGAGAAGGCCAUUCUGGCAGGGGCUCAGCCUAUUGAAGAGAUGCGACAUAUAAUCAUAGAUAUUCUAACAACGAAGAAUCAAGAAAAAGCCAAUUUGGGAGAAAAUAUUGAGGAGGCUCAUGCAACCAAGGAACAUAAUGUUGAAACUAAUCUCGGGUCAGGAAAACCAGAAGAGGAGAAUGAACAUCAUAGAAAAGUUGAUGUUUACGAAGACAAUCAGGAUAACAAAACAGAAGAUCCAACCAAUGAUCUCACAACCCCAGACUCAAAAGCCGAGGCAGGCUGCCUGAUUCGAUAUAAUGUAUCUUCUACACCACGCUUGCAAAGUAUGAAAAAGACGCAACAUGAUAAAAAUUCCACAUUUAAAGAGCUAAAGUUUCUGACACCCGUGAGACGUUCGCGCCGCAUUCAAGAGAAGACUUUACAACUGCCAGACAUGUUAAAAGACCAUGACCCUUCUGUGUCUUCCCUGGAACAGUUGUCCGAAUUGGGAGGGGAUGCUUUUGUUUGCCGCCCUAAUGCAGCCCUGUGCCCUCUCUUCUGUGAGACUGACGUUGUGGAGGAGGAAUAGCACUCCUGAGGCCUCAGCAGUUAUGGUUGCCUUGUGUACAACUUUACAAUAGGUCUGAUACUGUCUGCAUGCCUAAGUAUGAUACAGGUGAACACCAUUAGCCUGUUUAUUGUGUUUUAAAAAUAUGUUAGCUAUUUCACUUUACUAACUACUUUCAGUAAAGAAACGUAAUCAGAAAACGUAGCCUAUAUAAAUUUAUAUUUUUACAUUGACUUUGUUCCUAAUAUGUUUAUAAUAAAUAUGUGUGUAUAAAUAUGUAUGAUGUUCCAAUGACAUUUCAUUAAUUGAGUGACUUAUUUAACGAUGGAACUGACUUUAGGACCCAACUGUGGGGCUGUAGCCAGCUGCCUAUGGCGUUUAUUUCAACAAAUAGGUUCUGGGGCUCUCAGAUGUGCUCCUAGUAAAGCACUUGCCUAAUGUACAAGGCCCUGGACCUAGUCCUUAGCACCACAAGAAAAACUACUUUGUAAAAUGUCCUUUAACCACAGUAACCAAAUGUAAACUUAGUUUUUGAAA